CAACUCCGGCCAUGUCGCUGGACAUCAACUGGUCGCUCCUGUCGCAGCCAGAUGAAUCCGCCACAGACCAGCUGUCAGAGUCUCUAAUUGCUCUCCUCAACGCCCAGCUUGCAGAAGCACACAGGCCGUCGUUUAUCGGCCCCAUCACCGUCACUGCAUUUGACUUUGGAAACGCGGGACCAGACCUCGAAGUCAAAGACAUUCGUGAUGUAUGGAGAGUCUUUGACCAAGGCGACGAUGAAGGAGAUUUCGCAGAGGAGGAGAAGCAAAGGGAAAAAGAGAGAGAAGAGAGGGAUAAAUUGAGGAAUGAGGCAUUAAAGAGUUCACUCGAUGGUGAAAGAUACGAGCUUGUCGACCGGUACAGUUCCACCGAGGGGACAUCGUCCUUUGAGUACCAGCCCGAGUACGAUAUACAUGAGCAACACGGUGAUGACUAUCGAAUACGAGGUCGAAGACCGCUGUCGUACACUUUUGGCUACCCUCACGACCGACUGGCUGUACAUCGCUCCUCAUCCUCUCGGUCCUUUAUCCCAUUUCCUUUUGACCACCCUCCACCCGCUCUACACAUCCCGUCCACUCCGGGUUUGAACCCCUCUCUUGUCUCUCACCCUAUUUCGGCCCGUUUCUCUCGCCGACCAAUGUCCAUCGCUGCAAGUGCCGCCCCUCGUCCAACUCCUCGACGGAGACCUAUCGAGCCGUCUUCUACUUCUCCGUCUCCUCCUGCACACCCAGCAGGCCUUCCCCCAAAGGUCUCUUCAUCCUCAAUACCCUCCCUUCAACUACAUCUUCGUCUAUCACAUGCAUCCGAUUUGCAUCUCACUCUCCUCACUUCUUUACAAGUCAACUAUCCUUCGGCGCUUUUCAUGGCGCUUCCUCUCAAAUUAUCCAUAACAGGGUUUCAACUAAACGCAGAUAUAGUGAUGGCGUAUAGCGGAGAAAAGAAUCGGGUCCAUCUCACAAUAGUAGAUGACGAGUCCAAUCCAGCUCAUAAGGAAGAUAAGCAAAUUCCGCUAGGACAGAGGUUGUUGUCGAAUUUGCAGAUCGAGUCGGAGAUUGGACAUGCAGACGCUCAUGUCUUGAGGAAUGUUGGAAAGGUGGAAAGGUUUAUUGUGGAUGUGGUGAGAAAGACGUUGGUGGAUGAAUUAGUAUUUCCCAACUUUCAUACUGUGGCGUUAUAGCGGAAGUACAGAACAAGGCGAAGAAGGGGAGGAUGCACUGGAUAGGAGAAGACACCAGGGAGCGACGAAGAACAGAGGGAACAGACUUGGCAUAGCUAGACAUCAUUCCAUAGACUUGUAUGUACGCAUUAUUAG
Cryptococcus deneoformans JEC21 is the source of this 1313-nucleotide messenger RNA. RefSeq names its product mitochondrion organization and biogenesis-related protein, putative. Bases 12 to 1178 code for a protein of 388 amino acids. The record is from RefSeq and is a predicted model, not a curated record. Gene Ontology annotation, biological process: mitochondrion organization; phospholipid transport. The transcript has a single exon. Gene Ontology annotation, molecular function: lipid binding. Lineage: Eukaryota; Fungi; Basidiomycota; Tremellomycetes; Tremellales; Cryptococcaceae. Gene Ontology annotation, cellular component: ERMES complex.